GCUGAAUGGCUAACUGUAUUUAAAGGCUGAGUCCUUGGGUUUGAAGACUUGUUGACAUCACUGAGAUUGGUGCCUGGACCUUCAAGAGAAGAGGCUUUCUGACAGCCCUGCUCCACUCCACCUGACCCUAUGACUGGAGGGUUCACCGUAGCUCCGUCCUUUGCUCUCCAGUUCCUCAAGAUGGGUUCAUUCAGAAGGCCCCGACCUCGCUUCAUGAGCUCCCCGGUCCUCAGUGACCUGCCGCGGUUCCAGGCAGCCCGGCAGGCUCUGCAGCUCAGCUCCAACUCUGCCUGGAAUAGUGUUCAAACAGCAGUGAUAAAUGUGUUCAAAGGGGGAGGCUUGCAGAACAAUGAACUUUACACCCUCAAUGAAAAUAUCAGACGGUUGCUGAAGAGUGAACUUGGAUCCUUCAUCACAGAUUACUUUCAGAACCAGCUCCUUGCGAAAGGCUUGCUGUUUAUAGAGGAGAAGGUUAAGCUGUGUGAAGAUGAGGAUCGCAUUGAUGUCCUGUCUGAAAUUUGGGAUCACUAUUUUACAGAGAUUCUUCCUACACUCCAGGCAAUAUUCUACCCAGUCCAGGGUCAGGAGUUGACUAUCCGUCAGAUUGCUCUUCUUGGCUUCAGAGACUUGGUCUUGCUAAAAGUAAAGUUGGAAGAAAUUCUUCCUCUGGUCCAGACAAAGCUCCCAGCUUCCAUUAUCCAGAUGCUGUUAAUUCUGCAGAGUGUCCAUGAGCCUACUGGCCCCAGUGAGGGCUACCUACAGCUGGAAGAACUGGUCAAGCAGGUGGUAUCACCGUACUUGGGUUUGUGUGAGGAUCACAGCUUCUCUGGUAGCACCUGCUUGCUUGAGAGACGGUACUCCAGAUCCCGUCCUAAGACUGGUGUACUGAAUUAUUCAUCUCACGUGGUGACGAGCCGGCAGCCCAGCGAGAUGGCCCUGACUCCACUGACAGAGCAGGAGGGUGAGGCUUACCUGGAGAAAUGUGGUAGCAUCCGUCGCCACACUGUUGCCAAUGCUCACUCAGAUAUUCAGCUCCUGGCAAUGGCCUCCAUGAUGCACACAGGAAUGGUGAUUGAGGAGUCAGACAGUACCGACAAAUGCCUCCUCCUGCAGCCCAGUUUUAGCCACAGGCAGUGCUCCAGUGAGCCCAGUAUUGCUGAUGGGCCAGAGGGAGUCAUGGCAGCAGGUAGGCAGGACCCUGCAGAGCUGAACUGCAUGUCAGUCAGCUAGAAGAAGUCUUGCUGAAGAGAGAACUGUAUGCAGUAAGCUGGACAAAGUGUCGUGUCAUCCCUGCUGGGAAAAAAGAGAAAAAUUCGAGUUUUGCUCAUGUCAUUGAAAUGACCUUGAGGGAUCUGACGUCUCUUUGGGAAUGCUCUCUAGAUUUGUUUUUCUUGCCUGUCUGGGAUCAUUGUUGAUGGAGGUACCAAGCUGCUCCCAAAUGAGCACUGAGGCCUGCAAAGGGUUUCUGUAAGCUUUCUUCCACUACUAGUGCAAACCCUUUGGCCUCAGGUUUCCUUCUGUUUCUUUGGUUUGAUACAAAUUAGCGUCUUCCUGCUUUUCUUUAUCUUUCCCAGGUUUGUGCUGCUUGUUUGUGCUUUAUUCCUGCAGUGGACAGCUCUGUUCUAAAUGUUCUCUUUGCUUCUGGCGCUAGGGUAAUGAUGGCUGAGGACUGCAUUUUUCUCUUUUAAAGUUGAACUCAGGGAUGAAACCAUUUGCAUCCUGCAGAAAGAUCUGCUCAGGUGGCUUGUGAGAGGAGAUCCUUCACUUCACCUCCCAUGGAUGAAGUCCAAAUCCAAACAAUCAGACUUUUUUUUCCCCAGACCUGAAGAGAACCGAGUAUACAUGGAGUCCCAGCUGAGUACUUCAUAUGUACUUUAUUUGGUUCCAGUCAUAUCUUUGGGGGUGGUGGUGUAAAUCGGGUGCAAAGGAGGGGUGCGUGUGUAAAUUGGGGGCAAAAUAUAGUCCUGAGCAUCCUGGCAUUUGGCAUCAAUUUGCUCUCAAAAUUUCAGUGGUGGUAGGGCUACAAUGAAAGGAGAAAUCUAAAUGGAUUCCUUUGGGAAGGAGAUGCUGGGCAGAGUCUGCACUUGUGCGGGAGACAUAAGGGUGCUUCUCAGCACUGGGCCACCGUGAUUCCAGACCAGGAAGUGACGAACAGGAUUUCAUCCUUGGGCUGCUCUGGUACUUUUAGCACUUGCAGAUUUUGUGAGACCAAAGAUAACCAGCCGGGUGUAGAAAGGAGUCCUGUCUCAGUAGUGUAUUCAUGAAGUGCUCCUGACCUCCAGUGGUAUCUGACUCAGCGCAGUGUUGCUUUUAAGAUAAAGCAAGGGCUCUUUGCAGUCUUUGUUUUUAUUUUGAAGAUUAGGAGUGGGUCCAGUUUGCAAGUGUGUGUGUCAGGCACUGCAGUCCACAGUGUCUGCUUUGUAGCAUCACUUGGUACUCAAAUGCUGCUUCUAUGGGAACAGAACCAAUCUGUUCGAGCGGUCCCCUGGGAUACUGUGCUGAUGUCUUGCUAAGCAGAUUUGCAAGUGUAAUUACAGACUUAGAGGUGAACUGAAAUGCUGCUUUAAAUGUCAAAUCCCAUUAAAAAUAUGGAUAUAACACCACUGCCACUCGAAUCUAGUCCCUGUGGUACUGACUGUAAAUAAAUUUAUCUUGACAAGGAAACAGAAGGUUAGGAUAAGCCUUCAGGAUGUUUUUUUGCAUGCUGUGACAUUAACUGCAGAAUUUACCCUGCUUCUGUUGGACAUUAAGCAUCUUCUGCUCCACUGACUGCACCAAAAGUACAGCUCUGACCUGUCAGGAUUUGGCCUUAGUAGCAUGUGCAGCAGAAAGAAAGCAGAUUAUUAUUCAGUAACAAAGCAUCAGAAAUACCAGCAACCAGCACAAGUCACACUGCCUUUGUAAACAAGGGUGUUGCUUUGUCUCCUGUGGUUUGCAAAUGUUGAAAGAGAUACUUGAAAGGGCCUGCUUUUUCUUGCAGUCACCUAAGGCACCCUAGCUGUUGGCCUUUGUGGAAAUGCCAAGUGUUUUGAUCACCAGCUGUACUUACAUGUUGAAGAACAGAGAUUUAGUUGUGCUGUCUGCCUCCUCCUCAGAGCAUGCACAGUCCAGUGGAGGCCAGGAAGAUGUGGCUUUAAGCAGUCUUCCCUUCAGAUGAUUCUAGGAUAAAUUGCCCUCCUAUUCAUAAAUUGGACUGACCAGGCCAACUUAUUUGUUGUCAUCUGCCCCAGGGUAGCCAUGGAUUGUGGUGGAGCUUCAGAAUCUCUGUGGUGACAUCCAAACCUAGCAGACCAUGCUGGUCUCACCUUGGCACGGUCGCUCCAGCAUGGGACAGAUGAUGGCAUCCCGCUCAAAAGGAAUUUCUUUGGCCCCUUGCAGUGAUUUAAAGCCUUCUCUUAGUCACAGUGGGGCAUGUGGGGAAGUGAUCACCCUGCAGCAUUUCAGUUCACUCUUAUGAAUGCUUUUCUUCUUUCUAUUUCUCCUCUAACCCAUUUGCCUUCUGUAAAUACUCAAACCAUUUGGAUUAGUGAGCAGCGCCCUCUUUUAUGGUGAAAAUUAGAAUGGUUUAUUUAUUUCCUGACAUAUUCUUGGAUCAUCUCCAGGACUAACAGGAAUCCAGUCCUGGUGUUAACUUGAAUUUCUUUUGUUUUACAUGUAUGUAUAAUUUGAAUUAUUUGGAUUUUGUGUCUGUUACUUUGCAAAAAUUUGCACCAAGCCAUUCUGAAUCAUGCACUUCCCCAAUUGUUUUGGUUUUUAGGGAGAAAUAAAGCUGGUGGCUUUACUUUGUAAACUGAAGUAAACAAAACUUGUUCUGUAAACCACACUGAGCGUCUGGUCAUAAGCAUCACUUUUACAGCCAUGUGAGA
Messenger RNA from Gymnogyps californianus (California condor), 3866 nucleotides. It is a transcript of the gene PRR5L, whose product is annotated as proline rich 5 like. Gene Ontology annotation, cellular component: TORC2 complex. Bases 130 to 1230 code for a protein of 366 amino acids. The record is from RefSeq and is a predicted model, not a curated record. Lineage: Eukaryota; Metazoa; Chordata; Aves; Accipitriformes; Cathartidae. The transcript is spliced from 9 exons. Gene Ontology annotation, biological process: TORC2 signaling.